GCUCCGGCUCCCACUCUGGCUCCGGUCUGCAGCAGCCGGCGCCGUCCCGCGGCAUGUCUAUCCUUUCGCCCGUCAAAAAGAGUUUGGGCGGCAAUCCGCACCGCUCGUCCAGCCACAGCAGCCUGAGCGACAUCUGUCGGGACAAGGCGUUCUCGGUGCGCGGGAGCGGCACCACCACCGUGCCCAAGUGGCUACAUAAGCUGCGCCUGCACAAGUACACAUGGAUCUUCGCCGGCAUGAACUACGAGGACCUGUUUGAUGUGUCGAUGGAGAAGCUGCUCUCGCUGGGCGUGACACAGGGCGGCGCCAACAAGCUGCUGCGGAACAUCCAGGAGCUGCAUGAUCGGCCGCAGAAGCUGCGCGACCUGGAGCAGGGCCUGGCCGAGAACAAGAUCUUCCUCAGCAGCGCGCUGGAGGUGAUGCAGGUGAUCGUCGUGUCUCCGAUGCGCGCGCACAAGCCGCGCCUCUCGCCGGCGCCGGCGCCGCCCACCACCUCGGCCGGCACGCCCGUCAUCCGCGUCACGCGCUCCGACGAGCCGGACCAGGAGGCGGCGGCGGCCGGCGGCGCCGACGGCGAGGCGGCCGGUGCCGAGGCCGACCUGCAGGCCAUGAUCACGCGCGUGCUGGCCAAGAUGUGCACGCAGCUGCUGGUGACGCAGUCGGCCGACGACGAGGCCAUCCAAACGUUCCUCUGGGUGCUCGACGAGGCCACGUGGCACGAGGCGUUCACGGACGCGCAGCGGCGCAAGUUCGUCACGUGGAAGCGGCAGAUCAGCCUGGAGCUGGGGCGGAGACAGGUGUUCCCGCCGCCGUUCCGGCGCCACUCGGACGCGCGCCAGUACCACUCGCAGCGGCGGCACAGCGACGCCCGCGGCUACCGGCGCUUCCCGGCGCCGGCGGUGCCGCACCUAUCCGGCGGCCUGUACCGCACCAACUCGGGCGACAUCUACCGGCCGACGGCGGGCAGAUAG
Messenger RNA from Pollicipes pollicipes, 971 nucleotides. RefSeq names its product protein Smaug homolog 1. Gene Ontology annotation, molecular function: translation repressor activity; mRNA binding; protein binding. The record is from RefSeq and is a predicted model, not a curated record. Gene Ontology annotation, cellular component: P-body. Gene Ontology annotation, biological process: nuclear-transcribed mRNA poly(A) tail shortening; negative regulation of translation. The transcript has 7 exons. NCBI's taxonomy places the organism in Eukaryota, Metazoa, Arthropoda, Thecostraca, Pollicipedomorpha, Pollicipedidae. The coding region runs from base 54 to 971 and encodes 305 amino acids.